AUGGCUACCAUACGACGCCAUCCCCGGAGUGUACUGGGGUUCUGGGGCUCUUCCGUUUCCCAGAGAAGCUUUGUCCCGUCAUGGACUGCACAUUCCAACGGUCUCAGCCCUUUGAACCUGCGGUUUCAAAGCUCCAGCUCCGAAAAUUCAUUUUCGCACCCCGACGAGCCGAACCAACAUACAACCCGCCAUCGUCGCCGUUCAAAAAGCCAGCCUGAAAGCCGGAGGUUACCACUGGGCGUUGAUUCACUCGGAAAACCCGGCGAGAUCGUAGUCGUGCCCCCGAAGCGCACCCGGACCUCGAAUCGAAAGCCGCGCGAAACGAAAGACACAACCGGCGAGGAUGCGCGGACAGUCACUCUGGGCUCGAUGCUGGAGGAUCUGGAGGAAGAAGCUGCCAUUCCGACUCCGAGCCUAAUCCGAGAAAGAAUCGAGAGUUACCGGUCCUCCUGGGGCCCAAUGGGAAAGUUGGCCGACAGCGACUGGGAGGCCGUGCGGUCUAGCCUGGCAUCAUCAUUCACCUACACACAACUAUCGGAGUAUAUCGAGGCAUACGUCCCACAUGAGUCCCAGCCAGAGGGUAGCACGGGAAGGUGGAGGCCUGGCACCUCCGCGUUUGUGCAUGCCAAUUCAGUGGGCCAGACCGGGGUGGCCAACCGAGUGCCUACAUCACAGGACUUGAAGGGCAAGCCACUGCUGGCGGAGCGGAUCCUUCGAGACUGUUGGCAACUGUCGAUCGCCGAUGAAAUUGGCCAGCUAGACCUCCGCCUUCCACCUGCCUUCAUCGCUCUCCUCCUGAAUGCAGAGCACUUUUCCUUUGACGAAGUGGCCGGUCUACACCAAUCCAGCAUCGAUAUCACUAGCUCACUGGGCCUGGUGAGGAUCACAGGACGUCAAGGUGCAUGCGAGUCCAUACGCGAAAUCAUCCUUGACGCCACAGCGAGAAUCCGAGAGGAUGCAGUUGACAUCAGAGCCCCCACCCCCACCCCGGAUUCGGUUCCAGAAAGGAUCUUGUAUCUUGCAGAAAACAAACAUGGUGCGGACAACGCUCGCAGGACCCUCAACCUUGCGCUUCACGGGAGCACUCCCGCAUCCGUCCCCUUCUCCACCUAUUUCCCUGCUUCUGAGCCUGCGAAUGUGUACAAAUAUAACCCAGGAGCCAAUGUUUCAUGGCCCGAUCAACAAAAGGAGUGGUUUCGAUGGGCCAUGCCCUCUACACAGGCCGUGGAGAUGAAAAGCAACCCGACUCCUUUCUUCGACGGUCACCAAACACGCCUCUCGGACCAUUUGCUGAGCCUUCUUCGCAAGGCUCCUGCUCCAAAUUCCGGCCUGAAGGGCGGCUUGACGGUACACGAGUCUGUGACUGCUGCCGUAGGUUGCUGUCUAUUCGCCCGGAAAUCCUCGCUCGAAGAUGCGCCCAUCAGUGCUUCGCAGCUGGGAAAGUCAUUUCUGCAAAGGACCUUUGCAACAGAGAUCCCCCAGAUCACGCGUUUCCUGGGAUCCCUUCAGCCCAUCACCCCCGAGGAUGAAACUCAAGUACACCACAUUCGACUGACUCCAUCCUUCGCAUAUUCUGGCGUUGUCCCAAAACUGGACGUCAAAAUUGCCUCUAGGUCAAGAGACUCUACGCGGAGUUCUGAGAACCCGUUUGACGUGCGAAGCAUCAAAUUGGUUCUCGAGUCGAACGCUGUUGAUUAUCUCCUGCCUGAGAACGGCCUCGACUUACGAUUUACACGUACAGCUUACUGUGAGCUUUCGGAGGCUGCAAUUGCCGAAUCUCCAGCUUAUCAAGGCCUUGCGGAGAGCAUCCGAUCGUCCUUGCGCGACGCGUUCGAUUCCAGAAGGACGUCGAGUGACUCGAUCUCAUUACCGGCAUUCUGUCAGAUUUCUCUUCCCGCCGAUCUUCUUCAAUCUGCAGCGCACUCUGAUAGUGCGACUUCGCUCACAGCGGAGUAUAUUUUGCCUCCACUCAACGAUAUCCGGGAUGCUGCUCUUCAGCAGUUUAAUUUCGCCGGUCGACGGCUGAAUUAUAGCUUCUACGAGAGCGGGCCGUUCCUCGCUGCUCGUACAACGGACGUUUCCCUGGACAUGAAGAUCUCAAGUACGGCCACCAGCGUGAAUGACGAUGGGUCUCAAAUCUCUGCGGAGUCUGAUUUCCAUUCAUUUUACAACGCUGCUUGCCGUGUGGCUUUCCAAAUCCACAACCUGAGACAUACGGAUGCCGAGGAUGGCCUAUUUGACACGGAUGGCUUGUAUUAA
Molecule: messenger RNA, 2259 nt
Organism: Penicillium canariense
Lineage: Eukaryota; Fungi; Ascomycota; Eurotiomycetes; Eurotiales; Aspergillaceae
Product: putative respiratory complex assembly protein Rmp1
Exons: 2
Coding region: 1-2259 (752 amino acids)
Source: RefSeq, a predicted model, not a curated record